Molecule: messenger RNA, 127 nt
Organism: Acaulospora colombiana
Lineage: Eukaryota; Fungi; Glomeromycota; Glomeromycetes; Diversisporales; Acaulosporaceae
Source: the annotation of a GenBank genome assembly
UGUGGAUGACGGACCGAGUGGCGUGGUCGUGCAAGUCUCCUGCGGCUGCCCCGCCGUCGGCUGGAUGGGGCAUGGCGGAGAUGGUGGAGAAGAGCGACGCGAGGGUCGUCGAGAUUACAGCGAGUGA